This is a messenger RNA of Pleurotus ostreatus (oyster mushroom), 915 nucleotides long. RefSeq lists its product as uncharacterized. The transcript is spliced from 2 exons. NCBI's taxonomy places the organism in Eukaryota, Fungi, Basidiomycota, Agaricomycetes, Agaricales, Pleurotaceae. The record is from RefSeq and is a predicted model, not a curated record. Gene Ontology annotation, molecular function: glycosyltransferase activity. Bases 1 to 915 code for a protein of 304 amino acids.
AUGGACGACUAUCAAAUUAUAAAUCCUUUCCCACCGGUCGCGCACGAUCGCUCGAAUGCCACUCAACCAGAUCCAAACACUUUCGCCGUUGUCUCUACCCUUUACUCGAACAACUACGCGAUAUCUACGGCCGUCCUUGCCCACUCCAUCCGCAGAGUAAAUUCGACCGCGCGCCUGAUCCUCCUAUACAUCGACGGGCAAGUGUCUGAUGAGGCCCUCUGCAUAAGCAGAGCCGCAGGAUGGGAGUUGCUUGCCGUGCCUCGAAUCGCUCCUCCCAAAGGCGGCAAAGGAGUAUAUUAUCGAUUCCUCGAUCAAUAUACGAAACUCAACAUAUGGGGCCUGGAUAAACACGGCAUCGACCGCCUGGUUUAUCUAGACGCAGAUACGCUCGUCCGCCGAAACUUCGAUGAAUUGUUCGAUCUCCCGUUCAAUUUUGCUGCCGUGCCAGAUGUGUACGGGCCGGACAGCGUGCGAGGGUUCAGCCUUACGUUCAACGCGGGGGUCAUGGCGAUACGAACGUCGUCUGCCGUCCUGGAGCAUAUGAAGAAGAAGAUCGGGACGGCGAGGUAUCCAACAGGACAAGCGGAACAGGCUUUCCUGAACUUGUAUUUCGGAACCAAGGCCGCACGCCUCCCCUAUAUUUACAACGCCCUCCUGUCAAUCAAGAAGCGAAGCCCCGUCGUGUGGGAAGAGUUGCAGAGCGAUUUGUCUGUCGUCCAUUAUACCGAUUGGAAGCCAUUUUUGCUGGAGUCUCAGCCGAGGGAAAAGAUCCUGGCGCCCGAAGAAACCGAGACAGCGAUGGAUAUCGCUCAACGAGAUCACGAGCAAUGGGCCGAGGAAUUUGGGUGGUGGCGUGCUGCAUAUCAUGGUCUGAUAAAAGAGCGCGGGAUAGAUUUGAGCAAGUGCGUUCUAUAA